This is a messenger RNA of Quercus robur (English oak), 1149 nucleotides long. Its product is annotated as cathepsin B-like protease 1. The coding region runs from base 458 to 796 and encodes 112 amino acids. The transcript has 5 exons. Gene Ontology annotation, biological process: proteolysis. The record is from RefSeq and is a predicted model, not a curated record. Lineage: Eukaryota; Viridiplantae; Streptophyta; Magnoliopsida; Fagales; Fagaceae. Gene Ontology annotation, molecular function: cysteine-type peptidase activity.
GUCAAAAUGAUUUAAGUUUUGGCUUUCACAUGGCCAUUGCAGGAAUCAAUCAUUAAACAAGUUAACAAUGACCCUAAUGCUGGAUAGGAAGCUGCCAUGAAUCCUCGAUUAUCUAAUUAUACAAUGAGUCUACAAAUGGCAGAAACAUUUUAUGAUUACCUUUUUUCCCUUUUACUUGCUUGACACAUCAAGUGAUGGUUUUGUUAUAUGCUUUCUGUAAGCAAGUGCUUCUUCUGAUGCACAGGUUGGGCAAUUUAAGCACCUUCUUGGAGUCAAACCAACACCUCGAAAGGAUUUGAUGAGUAUCCCUCUUAUAACUCAUCCAAAAUCAUUUAAGUUGCCAAGUGGUUUUGAUGCAAGAACUGCUUGGCCAGAGUGUAGCACAAUUGAAAGAAUACUAGGUUAGUUACUUGCUUGGUUUAUACUUUGUCAUUAAAAGAUACUUUCAGAAUUCCUGAUGGUAAGCUUUUUUAUGUGUCAAAUGCUGGCCCAAUUUCACUACUGGAGACCAGGGUCACUGUGGUUCUUGUUGGGCGUUUGGUGCUGUGGAAGCACUAUCAGAUCGUUUUUAAAUCUAUUUUGGCAUGCAUGUUGUGGCUUUAUGUGUGGUGCUGGUUGUGAUGAGGGGCAUUCAAUUUAUGCAUGGCAAUACUUGGUCCACCAUGAUGUUGUCACUGAAGAGGAUUUUGCUCACUACAAAUCUGGAGUUUACAAACACGUUGCUGGUGAUGUAAUGGGAGAUCAUGCUGCAAAGUUAAUUGGGUGGGGAACAAGUGAUUCUGGGGAGGACUAUUAGGAUGAUUACUUCAUGAUCAAAAGAGGGAUAAACGAGUGUGGUAUCAAAGACAAUGUGCUUGCAGGUUUGCCUUCAACCAAAAAUCUUGUUAGAGAGUUUGCAAUUGUGGAUGCUGUUGCAGAUGUGUCAGUUUGACAGUAAAUUAUUCAUCCCAUGAGAACUUUUAUUCAUGAAAGUUGUGAGCUGGAAGUGGUAAAAUAUGGAUAACUAGGCCAUCCAGGCAUCAAAUGUUACCAACUGAAUGCUAGUUGUGUGUGAGUACCAAUGAGACUAAUUGAUUCUGUACAAAUAAUCUUGUUGAGACUGGAGCAUUGGAUCUAUAUGUACAAAAGAAUAAGGUCCUAUUGAUGCAA